This is a messenger RNA of Clunio marinus, 237 nucleotides long. Lineage: Eukaryota; Metazoa; Arthropoda; Insecta; Diptera; Chironomidae. The record is from the annotation of a GenBank genome assembly.
AUGAAGCAUAUGGCAUGGAAAGCACGUAACAAAUUCAGUAAUCAAGAUAUACCUACUUCCAGAAUUAUAAUUUUGAAAUGUGCUUUCAUGAUUCUGAGUACCAAUGAUGACGAAAUUCAUGAACUUGAAAUGGAAUUCAAAUGUCUAUUCAUAUCAACCUUGCUAUGUUUUCAGUUAGCUUAUCUAAGCAUUACCGGCAUACGAGGCAUGAUCUCACGACUACAGAUGAAAUUUUAA